GUGAAAAUGUCAGUUCUCAUAUCACAGAGCGUAAUAAAUUACGUAGAAGAAGAAAACAUUCCUGCUCUGAAAGCUCUUCUUGAAAAAUGCAAGGAUGUAGAUGAGAGAAAUGAGUGUGGCCAGACUCCAUUGAUGAUAGCUGCUGAACAAGGCAAUCUGGAAAUAGUGAAAGAAUUAAUUAAGAAUGGAGCUAAUUGCAAUCUGGAAGAUUUGGAUAACUGGACAGCACUUAUAUCAGCGUCAAAAGAAGGGCACCUGCACAUUGUGGAAGAACUGCUUAAAUGUGGGGCUAACCUGGAGCACCGUGAUAUGGGAGGAUGGACAGCUCUUAUGUGGGCAUGUUAUAAAGGCCGUACUGAAGUGGUUGAGUUGCUUCUUUCUCAUGGUGCCAAUCCAAGUGUUACUGGUCUGUACAGUGUUUACCCAAUCAUCUGGGCAGCAGGGAGAGGCCAUGCAGAUAUAGUGCAACUUUUACUGCAAAAUGGUGCUAAAGUCAACUGCUCCGAUAAGUAUGGAACCACCCCGUUGGUUUGGGCUGCACGAAAGGGUCAUCUGGAAUGUGUAAAACAUUUAUUGGCUAUGGGAGCUGAUGUUGAUCAAGAAGGAGCUAAUUCAAUGACUGCACUUAUUGUGGCAGUGAAAGGAGGCUACACACAGUCAGUAAAAGAAAUUUUGAAGAGGAAUCCAAAUGUAAAUUUAACCGAUAAGGAUGGAAAUACAGCUUUGAUGAUUGCAUCAAAGGAGGGACAUACAGAAAUUGUACAGGAUCUACUUGAUGCUGGAACAUAUGUGAACAUACCUGAUAGGAGUGGAGAUACUGUUUUAAUUGGCGCUGUCAGAGGUGGUCAUGUGGAAAUUGUUCGAGCACUCCUUCAAAAAUAUGCUGAUAUAGACAUUAGAGGACAGGACAAUAAAACUGCUUUGUAUUGGGCUGUUGAGAAAGGAAAUGCAACAAUGGUGAGAGAUAUCUUACAGUGCAACCCUGACACUGAAAUAUGCACAAAGGAUGGUGAAACACCUCUUAUAAAGGCUACCAAGAUGAGAAAUAUAGAAGUAGUAGAGCUGCUGCUGGAUAAAGGAGCGAAAGUAUCUGCCGUAGAUAAGAAAGGAGACACUCCUUUGCAUAUUGCUAUUCGUGGGAGGAGUCGGAAACUGGCAGAACUUCUUUUAAGAAAUCCCAAAGAUGGACGGUUACUUUAUAGGCCCAACAAAGCAGGCGAGACUCCCUACAACAUUGACUGUAGCCAUCAGAAAAGUAUUUUAACUCAAAUAUUUGGAGCAAGGCACUUGUCUCCUACGGAAACAGAUGGUGACAUGCUUGGUUAUGAUUUGUAUAGCAGUGCCCUGGCAGAUAUUCUCAGUGAACCUACCAUGCAGCCGCCCAUUUGUGUGGGGCUGUAUGCACAGUGGGGAAGUGGGAAAUCCUUCUUGCUCAAGAAACUAGAAGAUGAAAUGAAAACCUUUGCAGGACAACAGAUUGAACCUCUUUUUCAGUUUUCAUGGCUUAUAGUAUUUCUGACCCUGCUCCUUUGUGGAGGGCUUGGUUUAUUGUUUGCUUUUACGAUUGACCCAAAUCUUGGAAUAGCGGUGUCAUUGAGCAUCUUGGCUCUCUUAUAUAUAUUUUUUAUUGUCGUUUACUUUGGUGGACGAAGGGAAGGAGAGAAUUGGAAUUGGGCCUGGGUCCUCAGUACUAGAUUGGCAAGACAUAUUGGGUAUUUGGAGCUCCUCCUCAAAUUGAUGUUUGUGAAUCCGCCUGAAUUGCCAGAGCAAACCACUAAAGCUUUACCUGUGAGGUUUUUGUUUACAGAUUAUAAUAGGUUGUCCAGUGUAGGUGGAGAAACAUCAAUGGCUGAAAUGAUUGCCACCCUCUCGGAUGCUUGUGAAAGAGAGUUUGGCUUUUUGGCAACCAGGCUUUUCCGAGUAUUCAAGACUGAAGAUACGCAGGGUAAAAACAAAUGGAAAAAAACGUGUUGUCUCCCAUCUUUUGUCAUCUUCCUUUUUAUCUUUGGCUGCAUUAUUGCUGGAAUUACUCUUCUGGCUAUAUUCAGAGUGGACCCAAAGCAUCUGACAGUGAAUGCCAUCCUCAUAUCAGUUGCGUCGAUAGUGGGAUUGGCCUUUGUGCUGAAUUGUCGUACAUGGUGGCAGGUGCUGGACUCUCUCCUGAAUUCUCAAAGAAAACGCCUCCAUAAUGCUGCCUCCAAACUGCACAAAUUGAAAAGUGAAGGAUUCAUGAAAGUUCUUAAGUGUGAAGUGGAAUUGAUGGCCCGGAUGGCAAAAACCAUUGACAGCUUCACUCAGAAUCAGACAAGGCUGGUGGUUAUCAUCGACGGGCUGGAUGCCUGUGAGCAGGACAGAGUACUCCAGAUGCUGGACACCGUCCGAGUUCUGUUUUCAAAAGGCCCAUUCAUUGCUAUUUUUGCAAGUGAUCCACAUAUUAUAAUAAAGGCAAUUAACCAGAACCUCAACAGCGUGCUUCGUGACUCAAACAUCAAUGGACAUGACUAUAUGCGCAACAUAGUUCAUCUGCCUGUUUUCCUCAAUAGUCGUGGACUAAGCAGUGCAAGAAAAUUUCUUGUAACUUCAACAGCUAAUGGAGAUAUUCCGUGCCCGGAAAAUACAGGGUUGCAGGAAGAUGCUGACAGGAGAGUUUCACAAAACAGCCUUGGAGAGAUGACAAAACUUGGUAGUAAGACGGCCCUUAAUAGACGGGAUACUUACCGAAGAAGACAGAUGCAGCGCACGAUUACUCGGCAGAUGUCCUUUGAUCUUACAAAACUGCUGGUUACAGAGGACUGGUUCAGUGACAUAAGUCCUCAGACCAUGAGAAGAUUACUUAAUAUUGUUUCUGUGACAGGGCGAUUACUGAGAGCCAAUCAGAUAAGUUUCAACUGGGACAGGCUUGCCAGCUGGAUCAACCUUACUGAGCAGUGGCCAUACCGAACUUCUUGGCUCAUAUUAUAUUUGGAAGAGACUGAAGGUAUUCCAGAUCAAAUGACAUUAAAAACCAUCUAUGAAAGAAUAUCAAAGAAUAUUCCAACAACUAAAGAUGUUGAGCCACUCCUGGAAAUAGAUGGAGAUAUAAGAAAUUUUGAAGUGUUUUUGUCUUCAAGGACCCCAGUUCUUGUGGCUCGAGAUGUAAAAACCUUUUUGCCAUGCACUGUAAAUCUAGACCCCAAACUACGGGAAAUAAUUGCAGAUGUUCGAGCUGCAAGAGACCAGAUUAAUAUCGGAGGACUUGCGUAUCCCCCGCUACCUCUGCACGAAGCUCCCCCUAGACCACCGUCGGGCUACAGUCAGCCUGCGUCGGCCUGCUCUUCUUCCGCCUCCUUCACUGCCCCGUUUGGAGGAGGGGUUGUGUCACCACAGCCUCAUAGCAGCUAUUACAGUGGUAUGACGGGGCCCCAGCAUCCGUUCUACAACAGGCCAUUCUUUGCCCCUUACCUUUACACGCCAAGGUACUACCCUGGCGGCUCCCAACAUCUCAUCUCACGUCCAUCAGUAAAAACGAAUUUGCCCAGAGAUCAGAGCAAUGGCCUAGAGGUUAUCAAGGAGGAUGCUGCUGAGGGGCUUUCUUCACCCACAGACUCCUCGAGGGGAUCAGGCCCAGCCUCAGGAACAAUAUCACUGAAUUCAAUGAAUGUGGAUGCGGUUUGUGAGAAACUGAAACAAAUAGAAGGGCUGGACCAGAGCAUGCUGCCUCAGUAUUGUGCGACCAUCAAGAAGGCAAACAUAAAUGGCCGUGUGUUAGCUCAGUGUAACAUUGAUGAACUGAAGAAGGAAAUGAAUAUGAAUUUUGGAGACUGGCAUCUUUUUAGGAGCACAGUACUAGAAAUGAGAAAUGCAGAAAACCAGGUGGUCCCUGAGGACCCACAUUUACUGAAUGAAAACAGCAGCUCAGCUCCUCGCGGUGAAUCUGCGCACCGCUCGUCACACGAGUUGCCUCACACUGAGCUCUCCAGUCAGACUCCCUACACACUGAACUUCAGCUUUGAAGAGCUGAACACACUCGGCCUGGAUGAAGGGGCUCCACGUCACAGUAACCUAAGUUGGCAGUCACAAACUCGCAGAACCCCAAGUCUAUCGAGUCUCACUUCCCAGGAUUCCAGUAUUGAAAUCUCGAAGCUUACCGAUAAGGUGCAGGCUGAGUAUAGAGAUGCCUAUAGAGAAUACAUUGCCCAGAUGUCUCAGUUAGAAGGGGGCACGGGCUCCACAACAGUGAGUGGCAGGUCUUCUCCACACAGCACAUAUUACAUGGGUCAGAGCUCUUCCGGGGGCUCCAUUCACUCUAAUCCAGAACCAGAGAAAGGGAGGGAUAAUGAACCAAAGGCAGAUGAUGGAAGGAAGUCAUUUUUAAUGAAGAGAGGAGAUGUUAUAGAUUAUUCCUCAUCAGGAGUUUCCACUAACGAUGCCUCACCCCUGGAUCCUAUCACUGAAGAAGAUGAAAAAUCUGAUCAGUCAGGCAGCAAGCUUCUCCCAAGCAAGAAGUCCUCAGAAAGGUCAGGUCUCUUCCAGACAGAUUUGAAGCUGAAGGGAGGUGGGCUGCGCUAUCAGAAACUUCCAAGUGAUGAAGAUGAGUCUGGGACAGAAGAAUCAGACAAUACUCCACUGCUCAAAGAUGACAGAGACAAAAAAGCUGAAGGGAAAGUAGAGAGAGUGUUGAAGUCUCCAGAACACAGCACGGAGCCUAUUAGAACCUUCAUUAAGGCAAAAGAGUAUUUAUCAGAUGCCCUCCUUGACAAAAAGGACUCAUCUGAUUCGGGAGUGAGAUCCAAUGAGAGCUCUCCCAAUCACUCCCUUCACAAUGAAGCAGCUGAUGACUCCCAGCUUGAAAAGGCAAAUCUCAUAGAGCUCGAAGAUGACAGCCACAGUGGAAAACGGGGAAUACCGCAUAGCUUGAGUGGCCUGCAAGACCCACUUGUAGCGCGGAUGUCCAUUUGUUCAGAAGACAAGAAAAGCCCUUCCGAAUGCAGCUUGAUAGCCAGCAGCCCUGAAGAAAACUGGCCAGCGUGCCACAAAGCCUACAACCUGAAUCGCACACCCAGCACUGUGACUCUGAACAACAACAGUGCUCCAGCUAAUAGAGCCAACCAGAAUUCUGAUGAAAUGGAGGGGCUAAGGGAGACGCCCCAAGUCAUUUUGAGGUCUGCUUCCAGUUCCCACUCAACUGCCAUUCAGAAUGAGAAUCUAAAAAGCAUGACGCAUAAGAGAAGCCAGCGUUCAAGUUAUAUGAGGCUCUCAAAAGAUUCUUCAGAGCUGCACGCAGUAGCCUCUUCUGAUAGUACAGGCUUUGGAGAAGAAAGAGAAAGCAUUCUUUAA
This is a messenger RNA of Lipotes vexillifer (Yangtze River dolphin), 5316 nucleotides long. RefSeq names its product kinase D interacting substrate 220 (gene KIDINS220). The transcript has 30 exons. Gene Ontology annotation, biological process: nerve growth factor signaling pathway. The coding region runs from base 7 to 5316 and encodes 1769 amino acids. Lineage: Eukaryota; Metazoa; Chordata; Mammalia; Artiodactyla; Lipotidae. Gene Ontology annotation, molecular function: PDZ domain binding; protein kinase regulator activity. The record is from RefSeq and is a predicted model, not a curated record.